UAUUACGAGGUAAUUCACCUGCCGCAAUAUGAAGACGAUAAUGAUAUUAUGUGCCUUUGUAAUUUUUGUGAUUGUACAAAUCCAAUGCCAAGAAGAUGGUUGUGGUCCACAUGAACGAAGAGUAGAAUGCAAGUCUUGUUGUAAAGUACCAACCUGCCAACAGAAAGUCCCUCCCAAAUGUAACCGCAUUUGCCUUCAAGUAUGCUUUCCAGGAUGUGAAUGUUUACCAGGAUAUAUCAGACUUCGUGAAAAUGGGCCGUGUGUGAAAACAUGUUAAAAAAGUUAUCUAGGUAGUAAAUAACAACAAAUGUAGUUGAACCAAAAUGA
Diabrotica virgifera virgifera (western corn rootworm) is the source of this 327-nucleotide messenger RNA. Its product is annotated as chymotrypsin inhibitor Ani s 6-like. Bases 29 to 277 code for a protein of 82 amino acids. NCBI's taxonomy places the organism in Eukaryota, Metazoa, Arthropoda, Insecta, Coleoptera, Chrysomelidae. The transcript is spliced from 2 exons. The record is from RefSeq and is a predicted model, not a curated record.